AUGCUCGUCCUUGCCCUCAUCACGGGUCUCGCCGCCCUCGGCCAGGCGCUGAGCUUCCCUCGCAGCCAGGGCUCAUACCGGCCCAACAUCCCGAGAGACCUCGCCGACGGCGUCUACACCGUGUCUCUGGAUGCCCGCGGGCAGGAGAUCCACGCCCGCGUCGCCGGACCCUCAGUUGCCUCCACGGUCGCCCAGCUCGCAGCCCCCCUGAGCAACCCCGACGGCGCCACCACCCGCCGCUCCGAACAAAACGGCAUCGCCUCCAACAGCAUCUCGACGUACUGCGCCUGCGACCACCACUUCGACCGGGUCAACGGCACGCAGGCCAUCGACGACCUCGCCAAGCAGCUCGGCAACGGCACGUGGUUCGAACAGCAGGCCAUGUACGCCAGGAACGGAGACGUCGGCGUCUUCGUGUACAGGGGCACGGGCGUCAAGCGCGCGUGGGCGUCGGCGGGGAGCCUCCGCGCCAUGAUCAAGAUUAUUGCCGCUUCGUGCGGCGAGGGCGUCGUCAGCGCGGCCCGGUACGACACCUUCGCCGAGGGACAGGCCGGCGCCGUCACGGGCUUGAUCAACUUGCAAGACAACCCGCAGCCCAACCUCGGCGGCGUGAAGUCGUGCCCUCAACCCACUGCCGAGGCGAAGUUCAAGGCGUCUUGA
This is a messenger RNA of Purpureocillium lilacinum, 660 nucleotides long. RefSeq lists its product as uncharacterized. Lineage: Eukaryota; Fungi; Ascomycota; Sordariomycetes; Hypocreales; Ophiocordycipitaceae. The record is from RefSeq and is a predicted model, not a curated record.